GUCAUGCUGACGACGAACUUCUUUACCAACAUGGCGCUCUUGUUUGUUCCGCUUAAAUGUGGGUUUAGGUUUCAAAGACGAAAAUUAGCGUUUUUGCUUCGUCAGACGAGUUCAUAUCAUAUUUUGAGUAGAAGUGCAAAUGAAAACGUGACGGACCAUAAAAGACAAAGUAAAUAUGUGCUGAGUCCUUCACAAGUACGAACAGCUGCAUGGAGUGCGAACACGAGUGCAACCAGUCGACAGAUACUGGAGACAGUAAGACACCUGCAGACAACAGACAAGCGAACAUGUUGGCAUGGACAUGCUGGUGGACGUCUAAGUGCAGAUCCAAAGAAUGUGUUCAAGGAGGUGAAUACAGUCAAUAUCCUGGCUGCAAUGGUGUCUCACGUUUGGCCAAAGGACAGACCUGACCUUCGGGCCCGAGUUGCCGUCUCUCUGGGCCUGCUUGCUGGAGCCAAGAUCACCAACGUGAUUGUGCCCUUCAUGUUUAAGUAUGCAGUGGACGAGCUUAACCAGAUGUCGGGACACAUGCUGAACCUGAAUGACGCGCCAAGCACUGUGGCUACCAUGGCAACAACCGUGCUGAUUGGCUAUGGUGUGUCCCGGGCAUGUGCAGCCCUCUUCAAUGAGCUAAGAAACACUGUGUUUGGCAAGGUUGCCCAGAGUUCUAUCCGACGCAUUGCCAAGAAUGUCUUCCUUCACUUGCACAACUUGGAUUUGGGCUUCCAUCUCAGCCGCCAGACAGGGGCACUGUCCAAAGCCAUUGACCGUGGCACCCGGGGCAUCUCCUUUGUCCUCAGCGCACUUGUCUUUAAUCUUGGACCCACAGUAUUUGAAAUGAGCCUUGUUAGUGCCAUCUUGUAUUACAAAUGUGGUGGAGAGUUUGCAGCAGUGGCUUUGGGUACCUUGUCAGCAUAUAGCAUUUUUACUAUUCUGGUCACUCAGUGGAGGACCCGUUUCCGGAUAGAAAUGAACAAAGCGGACAACGAUGCAGGCAACGCAGCUAUUGACUCCCUCCUUAAUUAUGAAACUGUUAAGUACUUCAACAAUGAAAAGUAUGAGGCUGAUAGGUAUGAUGGAUUCUUGAAAAUCUAUGAGUCAUCCUCUUUAAAAACCACAUCCACGCUAGCCAUGCUCAACUUUGGACAGAGUGCCAUCUUCAGUGUUGGUCUCACUGCCAUCAUGUUGUUGGCCAGCAAGGGGGUUGCAGCAGGUUCAAUGACAGUGGGAGACCUGGUGAUGGUGAAUGGCCUGCUCUUCCAGCUCUCCCUCCCUCUCAACUUCCUGGGUACAGUGUACAGAGAGACCAGACAGGCCCUCAUAGACAUGAACACACUUUUCACCCUGCUCAGCGUAGAUACUAAGAUCAAGGAGAGGGAUCUUGCCCCAGCAUUAGCCAUCACUCCGCAGGAGGCCACCAUCCGCUUCGAAGACGUUUACUUUGAAUACCUGGAGGGACAGAAAGUCUUAAACGGAGUGUCAUUUGAUGUACCUGCUGGAAAGAAGGUGGCUAUAGUUGGCGGCAGCGGGUCAGGGAAGAGCACCAUUGUGCGGCUGCUGUUCCGUUUCUAUGAGCCUGACCGGGGGAGCAUCUACAUAGGGGGGCAGAAUAUCCGAGACGUCAGCCUCGACAGCCUGAGGAAGGCUUUAGGGGUCGUACCUCAGGAUGCUGUUCUGUUCCACAACACCAUCUUCUACAAUCUGCAGUAUGGCAACGUCAACGCUACACCAGAAGAUGUUUACCAAGUAGCACGUCUAGCAGGCAUCCAUGACGCCAUCCUCAGGAUGCCCCAUGGCUAUGGCACCCAGGUUGGGGAGCGGGGCCUCAAGCUGUCAGGAGGGGAGAAGCAGCGUGUCGCCAUCGCUCGGGCAAUACUAAAGAACCCCCCGAUCCUCCUUUAUGACGAAGCAACGUCCUCUCUGGAUUCCAUCACAGAAGAGAACAUUCUGAGCUCAAUGAAGGAGAUGGUGAAGGACAGGACAUCUGUCUUCAUUGCUCACAGGCUUUCCACAAUUGUAGAUGCUGAUGAAAUUAUCGUACUCAAUGGGGGUAAAGUGGCCGAGCGAGGGAACCACCAAACCCUCUUGAGUACGCCGGGCAGUCUGUACGCAGACCUGUGGAACACCCAGAACAGCAAAAUCCUGAGCAGCAACAGGAGCACGCCACAGCCGUCUGUAGAGCGCCUUUCCAGCAAGGAGGAGGAGAGAAGAAAAUUGCAGGAGGAGAUCCUCAACAGCGUGAAGGGCUGCGGGAACUGCUCCUGCUGAGCCGAGGAGCUGCCUCAUUGUUUCCGCGUCACCACACAACACGACCUUGGCUGGAAUCCGCGACCUGUGCGGUGUUGGGUGGGGACGUCUCCGGCAAACCUCCACCUAUUUGGCUCUGCCGCUCCUCCGGCGGUGAACAAAGGCCAACGCUCACCAAAGUGAAGGAGGAGAAGCACAACAGGGAACAAGCGUGUUUAGCACUGGCCAGUGUCCAGAUACGGAGCUUGUGUGCCAGUUGCCUCAGCUGAAGCCAAGAACGGGAGACCCCGUACAUCACAUACGUGUGUGCGAGACAUCUGUUACUCAACAUGUUCCCCCUCCCCCAUUUUUGACAUCAGG
Thalassophryne amazonica is the source of this 2607-nucleotide messenger RNA. RefSeq names its product ATP-binding cassette, sub-family B (MDR/TAP), member 7 (gene abcb7). Gene Ontology annotation, biological process: transmembrane transport; intracellular iron ion homeostasis. NCBI's taxonomy places the organism in Eukaryota, Metazoa, Chordata, Actinopteri, Batrachoidiformes, Batrachoididae. The transcript is spliced from 16 exons. Gene Ontology annotation, cellular component: mitochondrial inner membrane. The record is from RefSeq and is a predicted model, not a curated record. The coding region runs from base 4 to 2268 and encodes 754 amino acids. Gene Ontology annotation, molecular function: ABC-type transporter activity; ATP binding; ATP hydrolysis activity.